Rubroshorea leprosula is the source of this 1108-nucleotide messenger RNA. The record is from the annotation of a GenBank genome assembly. NCBI's taxonomy places the organism in Eukaryota, Viridiplantae, Streptophyta, Magnoliopsida, Malvales, Dipterocarpaceae.
CCCAGUUUCUUUCAUCUUCCCAAAAAAGGGGCAAACCCCUGUUCCAGCACAGAUUUGCUCAAAAUUCGACCACUUCUCUUCCAAAUUUCAAUUCAAAAUCCUAACCCUUUUGUGACAACCAAUGGCGGUUAAGGAACCGGUGAUAUUCACAGAGAAAGAUGAGAUGAGGAAAUGGUCAAGAAGCAUGAGAUCGCAGGGGAAGACCAUAGAGUUGGUGCCCACCAUCGGUUAUCUUCACCAAGGCCACUUGUCGCUCGUUGACGAAGCACACAAGCACGCCAAGGUCGUUGUCGUCUCCAUAUAUGUGAACCCAGGUCAGUUCUCUCCCUCCGAGGACCUUUCCACAUACCCAUCUGAUUUUCACGGUGAUAUACUCAAGCUCAAGUCUGUUCCUGGGGGAGUCGAUGCUGUUUUUGCUCCUAAGAAUCUUUAUGACUAUAGGGAAAGUAAGAAGAAUGAGAUUGAUGUUGAUAUGGAAAAUAAGAAUUCUUGCAAGAAAGGGGUGGUUUCAUGUGUGGAGGAGAGGGGAAUUGGGCACGAAACAUGGGUUAGAGUUGAGAAAUUGGAAAAAGGAUUGUGUGGGAAAAGUAGGCCUGUGUUCUUUAGAGGGGUUGCUACUAUUGUCUGCAAGUUGUUUAAUAUUGUGGAGCCUGAUGUUGCUGUAUUUGGGAAGAAGGAUUAUCAGCAAUGGCGGAUUAUUCAACGAAUGGGGAGACAUUUUACUGUUCCUGAUCCUUUAUUUUUGGCAAGAAUGAUUGGAAUGUUGCUUAGAGAUCUAGAUUUUGGCAUAGAAAUUAUGGGGUCUGAUAUCGUGCGCGAUAGAGAUGGUCUUGCACUGAGUUCGCGAAAUGUCCAUCUUUCCCCGGAAGAAAGGGAAAAGGCAUUAUCUAUAAGCAGGUCAUUGUUGAAAGCUAAAUCUGAUGCAAAAAUAGGUCUUGUUAAUUGUAAAGAAUUGACAGAUACAGUCGUACAAACAAUUACUCAUGCAAGAUGCAACAGAGUAAUUGUUGAAUAUUGAGAGAAUACCUGCCUCGUACUUUCUCAUUUCUUACAGAUAAUGCUAGGGGUGGAUAUGGAAACCAUCAAGGUAUAAAUUAUUAAUUUUGAA